AAUGAAAAAAAAAAAAAAAAAAAAAAAAGACUUAGAAGGAGGACUGUGCUUGUAUCAAUAACACAACUAAUACAUUCUGUAUUAAAUUAGUUUUUCAUAUGACAUAUGUUUACUUCGAUGAGAAGACAGGGGUUUUAGCCACUGAACAGCAAAACAUAAGCAAGGUGUCCAGCUGUCUCACCAUUCUCUGAACACGCGGUACUUUUUACUAGAAUGUACCUACAGCAAUAAUCAGGGAAAACUCAUCUUUCUGAAAAAUCUUCCCUGGAAAGAGAUCUUUCUGUUAGACCUAAAGACAGCAACUGAGACUGUUCACAUUCACAACAGGAUGGAAACUAAUGCUGUCACUCUUUUGCCAUCACAACUGCUGUUUUUUCAGUGUUUGCUGAACAAAGUUUGUAACAUAAAGUGCAAUGCCUAUUCUAAAAUAUAGACUUUUUUUAGCUUCGUAUGAAAGAAGGUUAUCAAAUGUACACUUCUUUGCCCUCCUGGUUACUGCUAGGAAAUACCAAUACUUUCAACAGGAUUCCCAAAGGCCCUUGAAUAGUUUCCUAAGAGGAAGGACCUGGUUAAUCAGCCCUGGUGGAAGAGGAGCCCUGGCAUCCAAGUGUCACAACCAAGGAACUACUCAUGCUGCAGUUUGUACAGAGAUUGCUAUACUGCUAGAGAUGUCUGAGCCAAAUGGAAACAGGAUGGUGUUAGCACUGGUAGAGAUGUAGUUAUCAACAAAGAGCUCACAAAGUUAGGGCUAUUUACCCUGAGUAAAUUGCUAUGCACGGUAGCUUGCAGCUACUUCACAUGUCAGUACAGUGUGCUGCAGACCCUGCACUAACCAACACCACCAGCAUACCCCAUUUUCAGUGCACACCACGGUUUAAGGAGAAAAUGUGAUAUAUGCACACUAAUAAUUGCUGUUGUUAUUUAGGGAAGUAAAGGUUUGCAUAGGCUCAAGGGAGAUAACAGGAGUGAGAGGGCAGAAGCAGACAGAAGCACAGAUGGGAAUGGACAGCGAGAAAUCUGCCUUUCAGCAUGGUGAAGAAGAAAGCCUUCAUCAAAAGAAGAAUGAUCUGACUGACAGCUCAGCUUCAGAAUAAAGCCAAGCCUGCAAAACAACAAUCCAUAAUCUUUCCACGACCUGAAGAAAUGAGCACUGAGAGACCUUCUUACGUAAUCAAACACCCAGGGCAGACAAGAAUUUCUUCCAUUGAAAAUAUAAGUGAUUUCUCCUUAAAUAUCACUGACUGCACUCAGGUUGUGGUGCCAGAGGAAGUUUUUUUCACUGUUGCUGCUGCUGGAAUACUGGAAAAUCUGCUUGUCCUCAUUGCUGUUGUAAGAAAUAAGAAUUUGCACUUGCCCAUGUACUGCUUCAUUUGCAGUUUAGCCAUUUCAGACAUGUUAGGUAGCUUGUACAAAACUCUGGAGAACAUCUUUAUCAUCUUGUGCAAAAUGGGGUACCUGACACGUCGUGGUGACUUUGAGAAAAAGUUAGAUGAUGCCAUGGAUUCCAUGUUCAUUCUGUCUUUACUGGGGUCAAUUUUCAGCUUGUUAGCUAUUGCAGCAGACAGGUACAUCACUAUCUUCUACGCUUUGCGGUACCAUAAUAUCAUGACACUAAGAAGGGCCUUGGUUAUCUUGGCAAUUAUUUGGACAUUCUGUGCUGGCAGUAGCAUUGCCAUUGCCCUCUUCUCCUAUGAAGCAGCUACAGUCAUUCCCUUCACCAUCCUGUUCCCUCUAAUGAUGUUUUUUAUACUGUGCCUCUAUGUCCAUAUGUUCCUCCUGGCUCGAUCUCAUGCUAAAAAGAUUGCCUCACUGCCAACCAGCACAGUCCAUCAGAGAACUAACAUGAAAGGAGCCAUUACACUGACUAUUUUCCUUGGAGUUUUCCUUUGCUGUUGGGCUCCCUUUGUUCUUCACAUCCUCUUAGCAAGGUUUUGCCCACAUAAUCCUUACUGUGCCUGCUACAUGUCCAUUUUCCAUGUGAAUGGAACUCUCAUCAUGUGCAAUGCAAUCAUUGACCCUAUGAUUUUUGCAUUCCGAAGCCCAGAAUUACAGAGUACAUUUAAGAAGAUGUUCUGCUGUUUCAGGUCAAACUGGAACUGGUAAACACUUCAUGAAAAAUGAAGGUUAUAGAAGCACACCUACGGGGUGCAAUGCAACAUCAGUUUGCAGAGUUUUUACCAACAAUUAUGCCCAAAGUAAUACUAUGUUUGUUGGACACUGCCAGUGAUUUUCAGAGGGCUACCAAAGAAUGCAUCAAAAUUAAGUAUGCACAUAAACCUCUGCCAACCAGUCCUCCAGAAAUAUUCCUGAUUAAGUUAAUUCUGCCAAUGAUUUUCAUGCAAGUAAAAAAAUAACUGUCUUAAUUAUGAUUUGUCAUAUCAGAAAAAUUAAAAUAUAAAUCUUCUGCAUCAAGUAUUGCAUUAUCCCAGCGAUGAGUUUAUGCUAACUAAUUUUGUAUCAGUAAUUUCAAUUUAAAUUUUAAAACUUUAAAAUUCUGUUUAAAUUGCAAUGAAAUGAACACUUGUUUCUAAACUGCAUAUUUAUGUAAAAGUCUAUGAUAAAGUAGAAAAUACCAACAUGUAAUUGGGUUUUUGCUGGAAAAGUGAAUUCAUGACUGUUCUUUAACAUCUGGUCUCCUUAAAAUCAUGCAAUUAGCAUUCUCUAAGUUUCAAAAAUAAUUUUUGGAGUGCGUCCAAAAGAAGAAAAUAUUUUGGUUUAAAAGCUAUCCUCUGGUGACUGAAGAGUUUUUUCCAACAUAAAACUGUGGCAACAAAGACAGGUUUUGAGUUUUAAAACCCCAAAGCCAGGUCUGGACAAACAAAGGGAAUUGCUGAGCUUGCCAGUUCCCCAUUGGAAGCCCCUGAGCCAGUUUUCUUUAAUAAAAUAAUAACCUUCACAGACAGUAAAAGAACUUUGAUUCAGCCAUGACUUCUAAAUAUGCCACAAAAAAAGAAUUCAAAAAACAAAAAAUACCAGAGACAAAAUUCAAACACUUUCAAGGAAGUCAACCACCUGGAUAAGGAAUCAGCUAGCCAGGCUGGAAGGAUGUUACAAAGCAGUUUGUAAUUUACGAAAUCCUAGUAAGUAAAUUUUGAAUUGUCCCUGCUAAAAUAAUAGAAAACUCACAAAACUUUAAGGAAGAAUAAUCUUCAACAGCAAAACAUCCUGAAGUAGUCCAAAGCAUAUGGUGAGGAAUUAACCUCACAAUAAUUCAGCAGAGUUAUUCAGCUGUGCCAGAAAGAGACAAUUUAGUAAGAGACAGCCAUGAAACUGAGAAAACCAAGUCACAGCUAGAACAAGGAUAGGAAAAUAUAGCAUCAAUUAGAAUUCAUAGAUAAAUAGAAAAAUUUACUCUGAUGGCACACUAAGAAAAACAACAAUAUCAAGAUACAUGGUAUGUGGACCAAACAAUACAUAUUGAAGUGGAUUUAGGCUUGCAGAUAAAGAUGAAAGCCUUUAUAUAACUAAGCAAAGAAAAUAUCUUAAAUGAGAAAAGAGAUACUAAAGUAGAAUUUUUCCAAACCUAUAUAUUGAUUACAAAGAAAGGUUUAUUUAUAAAAUGCAAGUUCAGAAGGGAGUUCAGAUAUAAUCACACAUUUUAUUUUAAUGAGAAUUUUUUCCUUUCCAUCAAAAGCAGAACAAAAGUAAAGCUACACAGCAAGAAAUUGUUGAUAGACCUGGGGAAAAAAAAAAAAUUAUACAGUAUUAAAGACAAAGCGGAACAAAAGACCAACAGUACUAUUAUACCUUGUGCACAUGGAUGAUGAGCUUCAGAAUGAUAAAAAAUACUGUGAUUUAAGCAGCCCUUAUGUUAACUCUGCAACACAUGAAAUAUCUACUAAAUGCACCUUCCCUAAAAACCCUUUUUUCCACCUUCUUCCCUAAAACAGACAUAGUUAAGGAAGUCCACUCUAACUCUACAGAAGCAAUAUCUCCAUGUUCAGACUAAGAUCUCCAGAUGUAAAUUUUAAUGAAAUAUGUACAAUAAAAACUUAUCACCAUAACUUCUAAA
Tyto alba (common barn owl) is the source of this 4012-nucleotide messenger RNA. It is a transcript of the gene MC2R, whose product is annotated as melanocortin 2 receptor. The coding region runs from base 1144 to 2103 and encodes 319 amino acids. Gene Ontology annotation, biological process: G protein-coupled receptor signaling pathway. Gene Ontology annotation, molecular function: corticotropin receptor activity. Gene Ontology annotation, cellular component: membrane. The transcript is spliced from 2 exons. Lineage: Eukaryota; Metazoa; Chordata; Aves; Strigiformes; Tytonidae. The record is from RefSeq and is a predicted model, not a curated record.